This is a messenger RNA of Doryrhamphus excisus (bluestripe pipefish), 2260 nucleotides long. Lineage: Eukaryota; Metazoa; Chordata; Actinopteri; Syngnathiformes; Syngnathidae. The record is from RefSeq and is a predicted model, not a curated record.
CGCCCUCUGGUGGCUGUACUUGUGAACUGUCUGAAAACAACAAUGGAGGCUGAACGCGGUAGGAUGUGAGUGUACAAAAAAAUAGUUAAAAACGCGGGCUGUCUAGUCUAAAUCUUUCACUCUGCUGGCUCGGAUUUCUGGAACCACAAGUGACUACUUAUACGGUGGUUAGACCAAGACGCCGGCAGGAAAUACAAGGACACUCGUUUUGAGAGGAGAAGAUGCUCUCCGCCGCCUUGGUAGUCAAUAAAAUCGCCUAACUGUGCUGAAUUAUGGACACAAAGGAUGUAGAAGGUGUUCCCUGUCCUGGUAGUACAAGUGAGGUUUGCUGGACUUUUCCAACGGGCCGAGGACUUCCCGGCCUUAGUUUCGGAAGUGUCCCCUCCCCCACUUCCGCUAGGAGACUAACCUCCCUCCGAACCCGGGACCUGACACUAGGGGGCGCCAUAAAGAAAAAGAAGAAAACGUAUGAACCAAACAUUCAUGCUGUGAGGAAAAGCAAAGAUGAGCUAAAGGAAGAGAUUCAAGUUGCUCCCAAAAGGAGGGCUGGGAGGAAAAGAGAGAACCGUGGAAGAAGAAAAGCAAAGCCUCAGACCAUCCAGUCUCACUCCAUCUUCGAACAGGGUCCUGCUGACACGUUGCGAAAAUCAGGCUGGACUGCUGCUUCAGACGUGUGCGCCACCAACAUCUCACCGACCUGUAAACCCGUGAAACAAGAAAGGAAAGAAUCAGAAGAAGAUGAAGACGAGUUGCUCAGAAAACUACAGAGGGAUGAUUUCUUAUGUGAUCCCAGUUUGAGGAACGACGCCAAGCGGAAACCCAUCCAGUUGCCUUUGUGUGGGACCGGCACAACAUCAGGUCGGGAAAAGACUCCUCUUCUCAGACCGCCGCCCGGCGGACCUCAGGGUAAAACAGUCCACAGCAGAACUGAGCAGCCAUCUUUGGCAAAGAAGUUGCAGGAUCUACGCCUGUCCGGCAGCGAGGAUCUCUUCUUCAUGCAGUUACCUGACUGUAUGCCUGCCAGAACACAACAACAACAACAACAAGUUGACGGCGGUCCUGAAUCCAGGUUUGGGAAGGUUGGGAAAAAGUCAGAAGACAAGAAGCCUUGGCAUGGGAAAAAGCAGGAGUCCUCUCCUGUGACGCGCUCGCCGGUGCUGUCGGAAUUCUCAGAGGGACACCUGGGUAAACUUCAAAUCAGGAAGUCGGGGAAGGUGGAGCUGAAGCUGGGCGAUAUUGUCAUGGACGUCACCGAUGGAGCUGCGUUCUCGUUCCUUCAGCAACUGGUGUCAGUGAAUCUGUCGGAUGGCAAGAACGGACACAUGAUGGUGUUAGGAAACGUCCAACACAAAAUGGUCUUAUCUCCCAACUUUCAAACUCUCGUGGAGCAGUCUGCAUCCCAACCGUCCUGAUGUUGGAUGACGAGCACUCUAUUUCGGCAGCUUGGUGUACCGGAAAUUUACAUCAAAUAUUUGUCCAACUGUAUUAUAAAUGUAUUUUCUGUAUGAUUCUAAUCAUGUUUAAUAUUUUGCACAUUGCUGUGCAGGGAGCCCAGAUGUCAUACACAGUAAUUAUACCCCCCAAUAAAAGAAUGGAUCUGCAAAUAAUGGGGGAUAGCUUCAUUGAAGUAAAAGUUAUACUGUACUUAUAUAGAAGCCAGUUUCCGCCACUGAAAGAAAACAAAUAUCCCAAUGGUAAUGCUGUCAUAAAGGUGAGGUCAAAAGUGGAAAUUCCGAGAUAAAAAGAUAAUGAGUACAAACUGCACAUAUGAGUGCCAUGUGACAAUGCCAGCACGUGUCUCAUUAUUUGGACUUUUUUUUUUAAUCGCUUACCAUUGGCAGAAAGGUGCUUCCAUUGUCCCCCGGAUGAGGCUGCACCAAAUAACGUGGAGAGACCUUCCUGUUACUUCGCUCUUGAUGCAUUGCUUUUGGAGAGCAUUUUUUACAUUUGUUAACAUGGACGUUUAUGUAAGAAAAACGUGUGUUUGCUUCUGUAAAUGCUGACAACGCCGUGUGUGUUUCUAGGGCGUCCCAAACAUUGUUAAAGCUAUUUAUGUACUCCCAACAGUAGAGCAACCGUUUGUUACCUUUUAAUGACAGUAGUGGGUUUCUACUCUGGACUGGGUUGCCUUUUAUCACUUUGAAAUGAAAAUAUUACUGAUUGGGACACCCCACAUGCUUUUUUAUAUUUACUUUUUCACUCUCCUUGCUUGUAAGGUUCUGUGCUGUAUAAAUACACAUUGUUCUUGUCUUUACCUCCA